Tarenaya hassleriana is the source of this 838-nucleotide messenger RNA. Its product is annotated as probable ribosome biogenesis protein RLP24. Lineage: Eukaryota; Viridiplantae; Streptophyta; Magnoliopsida; Brassicales; Cleomaceae. The coding region runs from base 119 to 628 and encodes 169 amino acids. The transcript has 5 exons. The record is from RefSeq and is a predicted model, not a curated record. Gene Ontology annotation, cellular component: nucleolus. Gene Ontology annotation, biological process: ribosomal large subunit biogenesis.
AAUUGGAAAUCCAUAAAAGGGAGGAAAAAACCCUAAUCCCAGCCCUCUUUCUUCGAUGUUUAGAAUUCCAACACCCCCCUUUCUCUGAUCUCCGUCUCCAGCAACAGCACAGGGCAGAAUGAGGUUGGAGAAAUGCUGGUUUUGCUCUUCGACGAUAUACCCAGGACAUGGUAUCCAGUUUGUCCGGAACGAUGCCAAGAUUUUCCGGUUCUGUAGGUCAAAAUGCCACAAGAACUUCAAGAUGAAGAGGAACCCUAGAAAAGUGAAGUGGACUAAAGCCUACAGAAGGCUGCAUGGAAAGGACAUGACACAGGAUAAAACCUUUGAGUUUGAGAGGAAGAGAAACAGGCCUGAAAGAUACGACAGGAAUAUGACGGAGAACACACUGAAGGCCAUCAAGAAAAUCGACAAGAUUAGAAGCGAAAGAGAAGCCAGACACAUCGAGAAGAGGAUGAAACCGAAGAAGCAAAAGGAGCACAAGGAGGCAAUCAGGGAGAUAGACCAGAGCAUAUCGCUGAUCAAGGCGCCGUCUUCUCUCCUGCAGCAACAGGAUCAGACAUCACCAAAGCUCAAAGUCCCAGUCUCCAGCCAGCAAUCAUCCGACCAAUACAACGCCAUGGAAGAAUGAUCUUCUGUAUUGCUCCGACUCUGGUUCUCGAAAAAGUGCUUUUCUUUCUUUUUUGCUCGUAAGCGAACCGAAUAGCUGAGGUUUAUCAAGUCAAAUGCAGAGUUCGGUUUGCUUUGGAAAUUGCGGUACUGACGUGUUAUCACUUUCUGGUUGUGCUCAACAAAAGGGCAACCAUACAUAAUGUACUUCACAAUAAAACCGGUUGGCCUA